Messenger RNA from Dibothriocephalus latus, 723 nucleotides. NCBI's taxonomy places the organism in Eukaryota, Metazoa, Platyhelminthes, Cestoda, Diphyllobothriidea, Diphyllobothriidae. The record is from the annotation of a GenBank genome assembly.
AUGUCGGCAAUUAGCUACAGCAAAUGGGAUCACAUCGAGAUUUCCGAUGACGAAGACGACACUCACCCGAAUAUUGAUACUCCCAGCCUUUUCCGUUGGCGUCACCAGGCCAGACUCGAAAGAGACACUGCCUGGAAAAAGGAGAAAGAAGAGUUUGAGAAGGAUCUGAAAGCUCACCUUAAAGCCUAUCAGUCUGCUCGAGAGGAGUACGAAGCAGCUGCCAAAGCCAAAGCACCUAACCUGAAAGAACUUGAGGAGAAGUUAAAUAAACUAAAAGUGGAAGAUGCAAAAUGGCAAGAGAGGCAAAAAGAAAUGGCAAAAAAAGAAAGGUUGAGGCCUCUGAACAUUGACACCAUUUGUAAGGAAGGGAAGUCGAAAACGAUCAUCAACGCUGCCGCUCUACAGCACGAAGAGAAGAAUGAGGAGGAUGCGGCUGAUCGUCUUAAGUCCUUUGUAGAAAAACAUGACAAGGAAAUUAAGAAGUUGGGCAUGUUUCGGAAACCUGUUGAUACUCAAAAGUAUCUUAUUGAGAACCCAAAUCUGGUCUGUGAGGAAACAGCCAACCAACUGGUUCUUUGGUGCCUUGACCUCGCCAUGGAGGAGAAAUUCGAACUAAUGGACCACGUCUCCCAUCAGUGUAUUGUCAUGCAAUUCAUGCUUGAGCUAGCCAAAUCUUUGAAAUGUGAUCCACGAUCUUGCAUUCGACCAUUUUUCGCCAAGUAA